CGACGUGGCAGCUGAGAAAUUUGAAAUCCCAGAAUCAAACAAACACUAGCUCAACUUCUUUCCCUAUCAAAAUUAGGUGGCUUAGGUUUUUGAUUUGUUCUUGUUUUGUAUCUUUCCUCCAAGGUGUUUUAUUUAUUAGAUUCUUCUCACACUCUUCACUUUUUUUCGCAUAUCGCUCCACCACUUAUUUUUUUACCCCACCCACCAAUUAUCUUCUCUUCUCUUCCGCCAAGGUAAUCCCUUCCCUCUCCAAUAAUCAAACAAUCUCACUUUUUUCUUUUGAUACAUUCAAUCUCAAAAAUUGUUUUAAAAAUGGCAAUGGCAGCCCAAGCCAUGGCUCAAUUCCGUUUCUCUCCUCUAUCUUCUCAUUACCGUUACCAUUACCAGUACAAUUACCAUUCCACCCCUUCUUUCCCGUCCCCGCGACGUCACCCCCGCAACCAAAGGCUCCACCUUUCCUUCUCCGGCGGAGACAGAGGCGGAAGCGGCGGCGGCGGAGGAGGAGGAGAUUCCGAUGGAGGAGGAGGCGACAACGAGAAGAACGUGGGAUUGGGAGUUGUGGGAAUGGUGUUAAACGGAUGGAGAUCGAGAGUAGCAGCGGACCCACAAUUCCCAUUCAAGGUGUUAAUGGAGGAACUGGUGGGAGUGAGUGCGGCGGUGGCUGGUGACAUGGCCACGCGGCCCAAGUUCGGUCUGAACGAACUGGACUUGGUUUUCUCAACUCUUGUUGUGGGGUCCAUUCUGAAUUUCAUCCUCAUGUAUCUGCUGGCACCAACGUCUUGUUCUUCUUCUAGCUCCACACUACCAUGGAUCUUCGCCAGGUGUCCCAGCAGCCACAUGUUCGAAGCGGGGCCUUACGGGAGCGUGGAGCGUUUGGGGACUCUGUUGUACAAGGGGGGCGUGUUCGCGCUGGUGGGGCUUGGCGCCGGGCUUGUAGGAACAGCGAUAUCGAAUGGGCUGAUCGCGACGAGGAAGAAGGUGGACCCGACGUUCCAGAGCCCGAACAAGUCUCCCCCUAUGGUUCUGAACGCCUUCACUUGGGCGGCGCACAUGGGUGUGAGCAGCAAUGUGAGGUACCAGACUCUGAACGGUGUGGAGUUUCUUUUGGACAAAUGGCUUCCUCCUUUGCUCUUCAAGUUCUCUGUUUUGGCUCUUAGAUUCAUCAACAACGUUGCUGGAGGGAUGACCUUUGUCAUGCUCGCUAGGUUCACCGGCUCUCAGGCUGCUGCUGCUGCUGCUGUUCCUGUUCCUGUUCCUGUUCCUAAACACUCUUAAUUACUUUGGGUCUAGUACUUUGGAAUUACUCAUGACGUGCCACCUUGUCCUGAGAGAACCAACAAUUAAAUGCACUAUUUAUUUUUAUUAGCUCUUGUUUCAUUUGCAUCUUUUUCACGGCCACUUCAUUUACUUAAUAUAGUGUUGUUUUUCAAACUAACACGUUCUGUUCGUGGGACUGAUGUGGACCUAUAUUUAUUAAUUACAUUUAACGCAGGCUAGUGUUAGUCUUGCUUCAAGUA
This is a messenger RNA of Glycine soja, 1517 nucleotides long. RefSeq names its product protein RETICULATA-RELATED 3, chloroplastic-like. Bases 313 to 1275 code for a protein of 320 amino acids. Lineage: Eukaryota; Viridiplantae; Streptophyta; Magnoliopsida; Fabales; Fabaceae. The transcript has a single exon. The record is from RefSeq and is a predicted model, not a curated record.